This is a messenger RNA of Dermacentor andersoni, 1973 nucleotides long. NCBI's taxonomy places the organism in Eukaryota, Metazoa, Arthropoda, Arachnida, Ixodida, Ixodidae. The record is from RefSeq and is a predicted model, not a curated record.
ACAACGCAAAGCCUUAACACGACAAUAUUGCAGUUCUGUGCAGUCUACUGUGCUACAUUUCUAACUUGUUAUUAUUGCGGUUAGCACUCCUUCGGAACUUCACCCAGGUUGCGAUAUCUUCGUCUGUCCAUUGGUUUGUUUAUCCUUAUCAAACCUGCUCCAUGCCAGUUUGGGUUACGGGUUAGUUCGUGAACUAAUGAGUCGAGUAUCGGUCUACUGUCCGGAAGGGACAGGGUUAUAAAACAACCUUCGGAUAAACAUGGGUAACUAGCUAUGUGAUGGCAUGUGCUGCCCCUCAAUGAACUUCGUUGAUGCCAUUCUGGGUCGCUGUGUAUGGGCCGCUCGUCAGUGAACCUAUUUUACGCCAACUUUGGUCACUAUUAACCGCAGUAGCGGAUUAGUGACUUUGGCGUUGUGCUACUAAGCCCGAAGGUACUGGAUCAAAUCCCGGUCGCGGUCGCCAAAAUGCAGAAACAGCCGUGUACCAUGCACUUCGUGUACUGGGAACCCCAGAUGUUCAAUGCAAUUCCUGAGUUCUCCACUACGGCGUGCCUCAACAUCAUAUCAUGGUUUUGGCUCGCAAAGGGUUAGAAUUUUUUUUUAUGUAAUGCUUACGUACUGCCGUUCAAUAAAUAUUCUCGAUACCUGAUACCAACUUGAGUAACUGCAUGGGUAUGUGCCACUAGGUAGCCGCCACAUUUCAAUAAACCUCUUUCGCAGGGCUGUUCUACAGCGGCACAGUGUCUUGCUGCCUGCCUUGCGGACAUGGUGGCCAGGCCUUCCAGCUCGGUGAUGUCUGACAGCCCGCCUUGAGGACCUGGCGGCCAACUGUUAUAGAAGCCUCGUGUCUUGAUCUCCGCCAUAUCGAACAGCUGACAUAUCGACCUGCUAACUCGAUACCCACCCUAUUGGCCUGGUGUCCAGCUGUUUUAGCAGCCAGGCGCCUUGAUGUCCUCCCUGUGGAGCUGGCGGCCAACUGGUCUACCGACGUGUGCUGAUCCUGGUGGCCAGCUGACCUUGUGACCUGGUAACUCGGUGCCCGCCCUGGGGACCUGGUGGUCAACUGUUCUAGCAGCCUGGUGUCCUGAUCUAGAACCAUGAAGAUACCAGGUCCUGCUAACCUGGUGCCCAGCUGUUCUAGCAGUCCUAGGGUCUGGUGUCUUGAUCCCCGUCCGGUGGACCUGGCAGCAAGCUGAUCUAGCGACCUAGUACCUGACUGCCCACCCUGCUGACCUGGUGGCCAGCUAUUGAGCUGUGUGAUGUCUUGCUGCGCACAGUGUAGACCUGGUGGCCAACUGUUUCUUGUCACCUCCUGGGCUGCUGAUCAGAAGAUCACGCGCACGUCAAGGAAUCCCAAGUGGCAAAAGGACACCUACGUGGUUUUUGGUUCAAACAACGCGGGGACGGACGGCCGGGCCAAGUUCUGCUUCCUAGCGGACGAGGUGUACGUUUUUUCGCGUGCUCUGCAGUUAAAAGUUUUCUUUAUGUGCCCUCGAACGUUCCGACAAAUUCGAAAAAAACCGAGGAAAGGGCACAAGGCAUGCUGCGCGGCUGUGUGGUGUGGCAACUCGGGGACGGACAGCAGGGCGAAGUUUUUCCAUUUCCCGGCGGACGACAGAUGUGACAUUUGGCGAAAUUACGCUAAAUGUCCUCGCGGGGUUGGCAUGCGUGCAGAUGUGCUACGACUACUGCCUCUGCUUGGACCAGAUCAGAAAAAAGGGACUACGCCGACCCGACCAAAACAAGACUUGUGGUCGGCUGUGCCGACUGUUGGAGUGGAAGUGCGGUCCCUGGGUCGAUGAAGGUAAGGACUAUAACUUAUUAGUCGCCGUGAGUCUGUACUUCCGUAAUUCCUUAUUUCCGCACAGAAACCACUUUACAGGGUACGGCGCAAGUGUCAUUAGCAUGGCGAGCGCUGUCUUGUGCACGUCAUUUGCUACGGGGUCUGGUGUCAUGUGACCUCAAGCAGGGAA